GUCUAAAACAUUUCUUUCUCUGCCAUCUCUUUCGUUUUCCUAUUGGGGUCAUCGUCACCUCAGGGUGUUUUCUUGGACGGUGCUACCGAUGACGUGGCGAACCCUCGCGGCAUGCCUUAAGGACAUGAGGGUCAUUUCAUGGAAAAGGAGCAAGGGUAUACAACGCUCUGAAACGAAAAGGGAGUCUUAAAAUGGGAACGAGUGCAGGCGAUCCCGUACUCUCAUCUCUUUGAACUUGACUACAGCUGAAACAAAAAUUUGUCUCGAACAGCUUUCGGAUUUUUCAAACCCACCCAUCACUUUCUCUCUCUAAUAACGUUCUCUUUCUCUCUGUGGAGAGAUUCAAUAUCGGAGCUUUUGAUUAGAAAUUUUGAGAGUCAGCUUUGUUAAGAGGUCUUGGAAGGUGAGUUGUUUGCAACAGGUUGGCUUCAAACUACUUAAUAUUUAUUAUAAGAUACAAUGGUAGCGAAAAUUCGGCAAAGUGCUACUGAGUCUCCUAAUCCAAAACCUGAGGUUGGAGAGAUUGACACCAGCCCACCUUUUCAGUCUGUUAAAGAUGCUGUCUCUCUAUUUGGUGAAGGUGCUUUCUCGGGUGAAAAACCAAUUAUUAAGAAGGCAAAACCUUAUUCUGCUGAGAGAGUAUUGGCCAAGGAGACACAACUACAUGUAGCCCAAAAAGAGCUGAACAAGUUAAGGGAACAGGUAAAGAAUGCUGAAACUACCAAGGUUCAAGCUCUUGUGGAGCUUGAAAGGGCGAAAAGAACAGUUGAGGAUCUGACACAGAAGAUGAAAGUUAUUGGUGAUUCUAGGGAGUUAGCGAUCAAGACAACCGAAGCUGCAAAGAGUCAGGCAAAACAACUUGCAGAAGAAAAGUAUGGUAUCCCUGACGUAACAGGUGGUGCUUGGAAGGAAGAAUUAGAUUCUGCAGUAAAAAGGUACGCAUCUGUCAUGACAGAACUUGAUGCAGCAAAGCAAGUAUUGAGCAAGACUCGACAAGAGUAUGAUUCAUCCUUGGAUGCAAAAAAGUCUGCUUUCAAGCGAGCAGCAGAAGCUGAAGAUGGAUUGAAGGAAAACACCGAAAGAGCAUCUGAGCUUUCUAAAGAAAUUUCAUCUGUAAAGGAAUCAAUUGAGCAAGCAAAGCUUGCAUCUAUUGUGGCACAGCAACAGCAAGCAAUGAUUUUGGCUGAGAAAGAUGUUCUAAGACAAUCGUAUAAAGCUACCCUGGAACAAUCUGAAAAGCAAUUGCUUGCUUUAAAGAAGGAAUUCAGUCCUGAGCUUUCCAAGAAUCUUGAAAUGCAGCUGGAGGAGAGAAUGAGUGAAAUUGGGGCUCUUCAAAAGGAAAUGGAAAAUAAAAGGAUGUCGGACUUGGACUCUGUUAAAAGUGUCACUUUGGAGCUUGAUGAUGCUAAGGAGUCACUGCAGAAAGUAGCAGAUGAAGAAAGCUCUCUUAAAAGCUUAGUGGAAUCUCUCAAGGUGGAACUGGAGAAUGUAAAGAAAGAACUUUCUGAGUUGAAGGAGAAGGAAUCUGAAACUGAAUCCAUUGUUGGGAAUCUGCACGUCAAGCUCCGCAAAAGCAAGUCCGAGCUUGAAGCCUGCAUGUCAGAAGAAUCUAAAGUUAGAGGUGUAUCUGAGGAAAUGAUCUUGACACUUAGCCAGCUGACAUCUGAAACUGAAAAUGCAAGGCGGGAAGCAGAAGAUAUGAAGAAAAAAACAGAAGAAUUGAAGAAGGAAGCUGAAGUUACUGGACUUGCAUUAGCAGAAGCAGAGAGAAAGCUUAAAGUGGCACUGGAAGAAGCAGAAGCAGCAAAAGCAGCCGAGAAAAGAGCUCUUGACCAGAUUACAGUGUUAACUGAAAGAACUACUGCUGCUCGUGCAUCCACAUCUGAAUCUGAUGCUGUGAUUACAAUCUCAAAAGAUGAGUUUGAUUCACUAAGCCAUAAAGUUGAGGAGUCUGACAAAUUAGCAGACAUGAAAGUGGCUGCUGCCAUGGCACAGGUUGAAGCUGUGAAGGCUAGUGAAAAUGAGGCUCUCAAAAAGUUAGAGACAACUCAGAAGGAAAUUGAGGAUAUAAAGACUGCAACACAAGAGGCCCUGAAAAAGGCCGAAAUGGCUGAAGCAGCAAAAAGGGCAGUGGAGAGUGAGCUCCGAAGAUGGCGUGAGAGGGAGCAAAAGAAGGCUGCAGAAGCUGCAUCCCGAAUUUUGGCUGAGACACAGGUGUCAACAGAAUCAUCACCUCAGCACUACAGGAUUCAAAAGCAGAAUCAUCCUCAUACAACUGCAGAGGUGAGGAAGUUUGAAAAGGAGAAGGUUUCAGUUUCAAAAAAAGCCCUCUUGCCUAAUAUUAGCGGCAUCUUCCAUAGGAAGAAAAACCAGGUUGAGGGUGGCUCUCCUUCUUAUCUGCCUGGUGAGAACCCUCUAUGAAAUAUGUAAUGUGCAGCAGUUUGUGCAGCUCUUGAAUUUGAGAGAAACAUUUAUUUGUGUGUAGUUGAGGAAUUUGAUCAGAUUUUGUUGUUGUAGUCUGUUUGAAGGAAAGGAUUGUGUAGUGUUUAUAGUUUGGUGAUAACUUUGGAGAUGCAUAAUGUAAAUGGGACCAAAGUAAGAUUAAAAUCUAUUGCUUUUUUUCUUCUGUU
Molecule: messenger RNA, 2630 nt
Organism: Vigna angularis (adzuki bean)
Lineage: Eukaryota; Viridiplantae; Streptophyta; Magnoliopsida; Fabales; Fabaceae
Product: WEB family protein At5g55860
Exons: 3
Coding region: 460-2421 (653 amino acids)
Source: RefSeq, a predicted model, not a curated record